UUGCAUGACUGUACCAAUAAUAAUACUUAUAAUAUAAAGGAUUAAAAUCGCUAUAAAUUCAGGAAAAAGAACAUGUCUUAUUUAUUAUAGAAAAAUGAAAAGUUUGCUUGUUGUCUUUGUUUUGGUUGCAGUUCUGGUGAGCCACAAGGUCGCCAUCGCUCAAAUUCCGGGAAUGCCAGGUGGAGGCGGCAUGGGACAAAUGGGCGGCAUGGGAGGCAUGGGAGCUCAAGGAGGUUUCGGAAUCGGAUUUAAUGCGGGAGCGAGUGCCGGGGCGGGAGGCGGCGCCGGCGGCGGUGCAGGAGCCGGGGGCGGUGCAAGUCGAAGAAAAUGAUCCUGUCACUCGGUCGAAUUGAAUAAAUAAAAUAUAUUUCGAGUUAAA
Molecule: messenger RNA, 379 nt
Organism: Anthonomus grandis grandis
Lineage: Eukaryota; Metazoa; Arthropoda; Insecta; Coleoptera; Curculionidae
Exons: 2
Coding region: 95-331 (78 amino acids)
Source: RefSeq, a predicted model, not a curated record